Messenger RNA from Erpetoichthys calabaricus (reedfish), 2889 nucleotides. It is a transcript of the gene frmd8, whose product is annotated as FERM domain containing 8. Gene Ontology annotation, biological process: negative regulation of canonical Wnt signaling pathway. The record is from RefSeq and is a predicted model, not a curated record. The transcript has 11 exons. Bases 175 to 1566 code for a protein of 463 amino acids. NCBI's taxonomy places the organism in Eukaryota, Metazoa, Chordata, Cladistia, Polypteriformes, Polypteridae. Gene Ontology annotation, cellular component: plasma membrane; cytoskeleton.
GAAUUCUUUCCGGGUUGAGGGAGGGACCCGAAGUGUUCUGUUGGAGCUAUUUACUUAUUUCAUGUUUUCUUCGCCCCUCAGUCUUAUCUAGUUUUGUAGAAGCUUAUUUUUGAUCUGUGAGAAGAAGCCACUUAGGCCAAGCGGUUAGCCAGUGUAUUGUUAUAAAGAGACCAAAUGGAGGGAUGUGACUCAGGACUUCCUUCUGAGCCAUCAGAGCCAUCACAGAGAGGCAGUCUGUCCUCAGCUGGUGCGCGUGCUUUAGAGGUUCUAAUCUAUCUUGUGAAUGACACUGCAAUCCAGCUGAUGGUAGAUAACAUGACAUCUAUUACGGCUCAAGAUUUAGGACGAAGUGUCAGAGAAGCCUUGCAGCUUCCUGAAAUUGCAGGAGAUGUGUUUACCUUAUGGAUCGUCUCCCCCCUUCUUGAACUACAGCUUAAACCCAAACACCAGCCUUACAAAUUGUGCCGACAGUGGCAGGAUCUAUUGUAUAGAUUUACUGACUGCUCAGAUGAUGACAUUGCACAUGAUGAACCAUGCUUACAAUUAAGAAGAAAUGUAUUUUUCCCAAAAGCUAAGGAAUUCUUGAUAGAGGAUGAGAGCGUGCUUCGACUGUUAUAUGAAGAGGCCAAAAUGAAUAUCCUUGAUGGGCGAUACCCAUGUGAUAUUGAAGAUUGUGAGAGGUUAGGAGCCCUGUCCUGCAGAAUAGAGCUGGGACAGUUCAGCCAACAGCAGUCUUGCACUGGCUUGCUUAGGGAGAAGCUGGACUCUUACCUUCCAAGUCACCUUUGUCGUCGAGGCCAUGGUAAUUUCUUUUCUGCAAUUCUCGGGAAAGGUGCUCGACAGCAUAAUCUUGAGCAAAGCUUGCUACAGGCCUAUCAGACCAUCACAGAUCCCAGUGACUACACAGAGGAUCAAAGGUUGAAGAAGCACUUACAGGAUUACUUGCACUUAUGCCAUCAGUUGCCUUACUAUGGAUGUGCGUUUUUUACUGGAGAGAUUGAUAAACCAGUUCAAGGUUUCCUGCAAAGAGGGGGUAGAAAGUCUGUUUUCAUUGCCAUUAGCCUGGAAGGUGUUUAUGUCAUUGAUAUCAAAGAAAAGCAUGUUCUUUUGGGCUUGCACUUUAAUGAGCUCUCUUGGGACCACACAUACCCUGAGGAAGAAGAUGACACCCACAUCUUGUGGCUAGAAUUUGAUGGGGAGGAGGCAGGAACAUCUGUUAACAAACUUCUCAAGAUUUACUCCAAACAGGCAGAGCUAAUGAGUGGGCUGAUUGAGUACUGCUUGGAGCUCAGUUCUCUGGAGGUGGCAGGGCUUGAGACAGGUGAUGCCUCAACCUCCAAUAAUUCAUCACAACGGGUGGUAGAGAAGCGGGGGAAACUGAAACGGCAAAACAGCGUUGUAUGUAGUCGGAUCCAGAACCUUGCAACUAUUAACUACGUUGAUGAUGGCAGAGAGAUCAAACGUGUGAAACCAAAGAGAGCAGCUUCCUUCUUCACCAGACAGGCACCUCCCAGCUCCUCGGCAUACACAGCAGUCCAGGUGUCUGAGAGCCUGGAGCAGGGCUGAAGUCGUAAAGCUGCUCCGCUGUCCCACAUCCCCUCCCCUCUGUCUACAACUCUAAAUUCCUGCUUCUGUGAGACCAAAUGGACAUUUGAUGAAAGAUGACAAGAAUUACCAGGGUGGUAAUGUAAGAGUUUGACGAUGUGGACCAAUAUGCUACUUACUGGACAAGUGAGCCACAUUCCAGUAAGAUGCAGUACUGUAACUUUACAUACUGUUAGAUUUGCUGCUUACUUGAUUACAUAUCUUUUUUUUUUUUGUUAAAAAUAUGUUUUGUUUAUUUCCCUUGGAAACAGUUAACUUAAAAUUAUAGUGUGUUUAAAAUGAAUUUUUAUACCAUUAGCUAGAUGUUGACCUACUCUCAAUAUUUAAUCUUUGUUUAAUAUACUUAUGUAUAAGCAUUAACUUGUUAGCCGUGUCAGUUUUUUUUUACAGUGUAAUAAGAUUAGUUAUAUAUUUACCACCUAGAUUGUCAGAAUAGGUUUGCUAUAAUAUAGCUCCCAGAACACAUUCAGAAAUAUAGCAUGUCUCCUUUAAGGGCGAGAAGCUUUACAGCCAUUGAGAAUACUGUGGUAAAUAAGGAAAAUGGAAAGGCAGCAACACUACAGACAUAAGUAAAGUAAUUCAGAGUUUAACAAAAGUGAAUUUGAGUGAACAACAAUCUGAAACAGUCUGCAGUAUACCAAGUUAAAUGAUAGUAGUCCUGUGUGUUAAUAUAUAUUUACUUUUUUAUUUGUGCAAUAAACGUGUGAAUAUUAUGGUUUGUCAAAAGAGUAAGAAGAUUCCUCCAGAUAGUUUUGUGCUGUGGUUUUCCCCCUGCAUAAUAAUGAUGUGUGAUAUAACAGGAGGCUGAAUAUUUAGAUUAUAGUUACACAUUUACAUAUUUGAAACACAAACGUCUUUAAGUGCACUGAUAUGUUUAUGAAUUUAAUGGGCCUUAAAACUGGAUUAGAGUAGUUUUUAUUUUAUUAUCAUUACAUGCCACUUUUGCCUUCACUGGUUUCACCCAUGUCCUUAACAAUAAAACUCUUAGUAUUAAAUCAAUCUGUUAAAUCUGAUUUAAAAAAAAUGUAAAUAGCUUAAAUAUAUCUAUAGAAAUGUUGAACUUUAGAGUGAAAACAAAAAGUUUGUUAUGUGGAUUAACAAAAUCCUGCAUCAGUUUGACAGCCAUUUUCCUCAUCAGGUAAAUUGUUGGAUACAAGUUUUAACAUUUUGUUUUUCCAAAGAGUGAAAUCGAUUGUAGACUCACAUAAACUUCAAAUUAAAUUGGACUUGGGCAUCCAGAAUAAGCAUUUAAUGGUCAAAUUACUAUUUAUCAUUAAAAACACU